CCGAAAACGAACCCGUCAUCACAAACAACUUCGCCAACCAACCCAGCAAAGAGCCAAGACAACCAGCAGAACGAACGAGCAAACAAACACACAACAAGUCGGACAGUGAGACAGCAACGUGUGCAGGCAGCUAGCUGUGGUGAAGAGGCCACACACCAAGCAAGCGGUGAAAGAGCUGUCAAGAGGAGAGACCGCGAGCGAGGAGUAAAGGGAGAAGACGCAACGCCACAACGACCAGCCACCUCACAAGGGGGACACAAAAGGAGAACCGGUUGUUGCUCCCGUUGACGCUCUCGUCACCCAUCGUCGUUGAUCGCCACCGCCGUUGAACGCCACCGCCGUCGUUAGCUGCCAGUGUUGGUCGCCAUCACGCCGCGUUCACCAUGCCCGCAAAGAAGAAGAAGCCAGCAAGCGCCAAGGAGAAGAAGGACGCAAAGCCCUCCAGGCCAACCCGCUGCGGACCAGACUUUGAGUGGCAGGCGCAGCCGAAACUGGUGACUGCAGCAGAGAAGAACGACCUGGAUCGCGUGGAGCGGUUGUUGGUGCGCGGUGAGGACCCAAACGAAGCCCUGCAUUUCGCCAUUGGCAGGGGUCGACUCCAAGUUGCCGAGAUGUUGCUCAAAGCCGGCGCUUCCGUGCACACCGAAAUCAAGGACGGCGAUUACUGGUUGCCUCCACCCGCCCCACCAAAGGAGGAAAAGUCCAAGUCCAGCAAGAAAGGAAAGAAGGGCAAGAAGGGAAAGAAGAAGAAGUGACCACAUUCACACACACACACACACACACACACAUUGCUCUCUUUCCUGGCUUGCGGCUCGCGCAAGCGCUCUCCUAGCUCUUCUGAACCCCUCGUUUUACUUGCUUACUCUUUGUGCAUGCUUGGGCCGCUUGUUUGCCGUUGUACAUAUCCGUUGCGCUUUGUUUCCAACAACAUCUCGCGUUGUCACGUGAUCUGACGUGGUGUGAGAACAUGGCUGAUUGUCCUGCGCAAGCGCGCGCACAUGUGUCCAUUGUCGCACGUGUGUUUUAGCCUUCUUCUGAUUGACUCACACGUGCACUUGUCGAAGGGCGUAUUCGACCUCCACUUGCUGCUCCUGCCACAUAUGUUGUACUGCAAUUAACACCACCCCAUCCACCA
This is a messenger RNA of Salpingoeca rosetta, 1135 nucleotides long. RefSeq lists its product as uncharacterized. NCBI's taxonomy places the organism in Eukaryota, Choanoflagellata, Craspedida, Salpingoecidae. The record is from RefSeq and is a predicted model, not a curated record. The transcript is spliced from 2 exons. Gene Ontology annotation, molecular function: protein binding. Bases 384 to 755 code for a protein of 123 amino acids.